AUGUAUACAUUCACUGACAAUGCAAACCCUUAUGUUUAUCCACCUUUGUUUUCUCUUCUAGACGAGGUUCUUCACUACUUAUUAUGUGGUCUGCACAGUGAGGAUGUAGAGAUUCAGUCUUCCAUGAUGUAUACAUUCACUGACACUGCAAACCCUUAUGUUUAUCCACCCUUGUUUUCUCUUCUAGACGAGAUUCUGCACUACUUAUUAUCUGGUCUGCACAGUGAGGAUGUAGAGAUUCAGUCUUCCAUUAUGUAUACAUUGAGCAGUGUUUAUAGCGACGUUGAUAAUAUCUCAAGUCAACUACAUAAACCAUUGUGCCACAAUAUAUUAGUGGUGUUAGAGAGUACACAGUCACAACAACUUAUCACAAAUACUGUGGGAUUGCUUAAGAAACUAUUGGCUAAUCAAUCUUUGGCAGAAAGUUUUAUGAAUUAUCAUGGAGAUGUAUCACUACCAUCUGUACUCAAAAAGAUAUUGUUACAGUGUUCUGCUGUGAGUAUUAAGAUUGCUGCUGUUCAGUGUCUAUGUCAACUACUGGUUCAAAACGACCAGUAUGCGGCACUUUUUUUACAAGCUGAUAUUGCAGAGUUUCUUUACGAAACCCUCGCUACAACUGAUCAUUUACUAAUUGGUUCUGUGCUGUGUUGUUUAUUAUUACUAAGUAACUCAGAAGACUUCUACAGUAAAUGUCAUAGUGUCUAUGGCAUGGAAGCUAUCAUUAGGUCCAUUCAACACUGCUUGCAAUCAAACCGACUGAAAGUUGCUGCUGAGGGAUUCCAGAUGUUAGCAGAGAUCCUAGAUAAACAACCUGAGAACAUUCCCGUCUUCAGUAAUGUUACUUUACUGCCACAAGUUCUGGUUUUAAUCACAAGUGCAUUACAGCAACACAAUAAAACUGUAGCUCUAUCCGUGUCAUCAACACUUAUUGCUGUCCUACGACCGCAUCAUAUGGGAAAUACAGUUGAUUUAGAAUUAUUAGAGAAGACUUUGAAAUGCUGUUUGCUGGAAAUAAAACACUACAUCAACACAUCGCAACAGACAGCUGUCAAAGAAUCUUUCCUUAGGUGUCUUGUACAACUGAUGGAGAAAGCCAUCAAACUAAAAAUACUGUGGCAAGAAACUUCUUCAGUCAAGUUUAAUAGUGAUACAGGAUUGAUGAUGUUUGCUGAAUUUGUGUUAAAUCUGUGUGAUGAAAGCUGUGUGCCUGUGAUAUUAGCAAAUUACGACAAAGUAAGAUGUGGUGAUAUUUUUGCCUGUUUGUUCAGCAUUCUCAGUAAAUUGAACCAAAUACAACUAGAACAGGCAGUCUCCAAGUUUUACAGCAAACUAGGUAAGUGUCUGGAGAGUUCAGUGAACAGUUUUCUUCUGUUGUUGUGUGGUAAAUUACUGAAUGAUCAAAGUGUACCAGAUAUUGAGAAUAUCAUACCUAUAUUACAAAUUACUUUACCUACAUUGACAGGAAAUGUUGAAGAUUUACUACGUUAUCUAGAACAAGAUAGCAUUGGAAUAACAUCAGAACAAAUUGUGUCUCUUUCACUUUUAUACAUAGCUUAUCUCCAUGGAGACAGGUUGGUUGAUAAAGACUCCUUAGUUGAUGCCUUGGAAACCUUUAUACGAAACCAUGCUGAUAUCUCAAGUCUACCAUUAUAUGCGAUAAAGUUUGUUUUAUUUCUCUUUGCUGGUUCCUAUGAUGUCACUCAAGUAGAGUCAUCUACUGAAGGGUGUGCUUUGUUAAUCCAAGGAUUGAAUCGGGUAUCUGAAAUCUCUGCUGUUUUUACCCACCACUCAGAUGUAUUAUGUUGGUGUUACUCUACUCCAAUUAUUCCCCUGCAUCUAACCAAAAGACUAACAGAGUUGUGGCUGAAUACAAUUCAAUCUAAAGAUGGUGCUGAUUUCUCUUUAGUCAAAGAGUUGCUUUCUUCUAACCCAACAUGCCUACAAGUGUUGUUGGAAUUACUGACUGAUUGUGUUAAUGACACUGUGGAGAUUAUUGUGUCUUUAUUGCAAGACUUUCUGUCUAUGAAAACCAUUGAGGUGGAAACAUUCAGUCUUCUAAAUAGUAGACUAACUGAUGUCUUACAAAGAAUGAUACUUCAAUCUAAACCCAAAACAGGUCAUAUUAAACUACUAUUACCAUUAUUGAUAAAGAUGUAUCAUCAAUGUGACCAACAACUACUACCAGCAGAUGUUAGUAACAUCAAAUUGAUUUAUCACGUUUGUAAACUGUUCAAUGCUGACAAUGAUAUUGAGACUGAAGUUCAUUUUCAUUCUUUAAAUUAUCUUAAUUUUAUACUAAUACAAGCCACCAAGCAAUCAGAUAGUCCAGUAAUAUCAAUGAUACUAUCUAAUAGAUAUAUAAUUAGACUAAUAGAAGGUUGGUCUAAGUUAGAAAGUUUGCCAUCUUAUCAGUGUACAUCCCUAACUACAAUAGCAUUACUCAUAAAACUAGUGCACCAGUACAAGUCACAGGUAGAACAGAUGGUAUCAUUAUGUCUUGAACAUCUGAUCAAGUUGGUCAGCGGACAACAUCCUACAUUGGUCCAAGCAUGUGCCCUGCACGUUUGGAUUGCAAUGCUCUCAGUGGGUUGUAAAAGCAAUAUAAUACAUCUAUACAGAAGCACUUGUAGAUCACAGCUUGCUGAUAGAGAUGUCAGAUUACCAAUACCAACAAAACAACUACAACAACUUUAUAUUCUACUACAAAAUAUCAUUAUACAGAAUAAUGAGUUAUUACAGUCCAGAGGUGUUGAUUGUUUGUAUCAUCUAUUGAAGUAUACUUCAGAUAUAGACACAGAUUUUAAUAAUCAUUUAGUGCACCAACCAUGGAAUGUUCAUUUAAUGCAGCUUGUGUUGGAUUUAUGUGUUCAUACCAAGUCUAUACCAACACCUAUUAUCAACUUAUUUUGUAAUAUUGAGUUUUUCCCAGAGUUUGCAAAGAAUUGGAGACUGCAGAAUAAAGAGAAGAUAUGUCAUAUUUUCCAAGAAUAUCCAGAAGAUGAAGCGAAUACAUCACCACAAACUACAUUAUCUAUUGAAUCUGUGGUGAUACCAAAAUGGACCUCACUGUAUAGAGACAAAAAUCCAGAUAUGAAGACUUCAAUCAUCCAAAAUAUCAAUUCUUUGCAAAAAGAACUAUGAAUUUCUUGUAAAUUUGCAUUCACCACAUUUCUGUUGCUGAGGAAAUUCAAUAAAUGUUGAUACCAGGCAGAUUUGCUC
Messenger RNA from Saccoglossus kowalevskii, 3219 nucleotides. Its product is annotated as meiosis inhibitor protein 1-like. NCBI's taxonomy places the organism in Eukaryota, Metazoa, Hemichordata, Enteropneusta, Harrimaniidae. The record is from RefSeq and is a predicted model, not a curated record. Gene Ontology annotation, biological process: meiosis I.